UUUUUUUUCAUCAAAAGCAGACAAAAAGAAAGUCCGUUGCUUGGUUGCUUAGCAAUGCAAAAACAAAUAAAAACUAUUUUUCCUCUGUUUUUCCCAAUAUUUAGUCACUAAUUUUAGUUAAAAUGACUUCCUACUUCGUUUCCCAGUUUAAGAUAAACGGAGUUCCUAUCCUUCCUCCGGCGAUGACGCCGGAAGUGAUUGCCGAAGUGGCAGAGUACCGCCGUCGGGCUGUCAACGUGGAAAAUCGCGUGCGAGAGUUCAAAGCGGCAAAGGCCGCCAGUUUAGCAAUUCCGGACAGCCCCCCUCAAACAGCUGUGGCCAAAAGCGACGAAUCUCCCGCGCGGUCCAACCGUCGAAAUUCCUUCACGCUGGAGGCUCCCAGUCCUGGUUUGCCCAGUCUGCCUCACUUUGGCUCGCCGGUUCAUGAACCAUUGAAAGCAGAGCCGGCCGGAGCGGAGUGUUCGGACGAAUCUCCUCGGCCACGGAUCAUCCGGUCCAACUCGUACACGCUGGAAAGUCCUAGCCCGCUGCUGAUGCAACACAUCCAAAACGAAAGUUUGAACAUCAAAAUGUCCUCGUCGAUGAGUGAAAUCCGGCGAGAGGAACCAACGAUGACGGUGGGGGGCAAGUCCCACGUGAAGCGUUUGAAAUUCGAGGGAGGUGUUGAUCAGCAGCAGCCGGUAAGGAAUAGAUCACCCAAAGGAUCGGGAGGCGAUAAGCCCAAGUGGGCAUCCACGAAAAAGGUGGCCAUCAAAUCUGUGACACCGGUGAAGAAGCUCAAAAGUCCGUACGAAUCGACGUCGGCAACGAAACUCAAAUUUAUGGGUAAAAGAAGCGGAAAACCAGCUAGAAAGACGGUACCGGUGAAUUCCGCGCUCGAAAUUGAGCCACAAUACUCCACAACUUCAUGGCCAAAUAGUGACUGCCAGCUACACGUUCAAAAAAUUCAGACCGAGCACCAGCAACGCAAGGCCGCGCUUUUGAAACGCCAACAAGAGGAGCAACUUGCCUUGCAGGAAAGAUUCCGAGUCCAACAGGAAGAGCUCAUGACGAUGCUUCUAGAUUCCGAGGCAGUUCUCGAUGAAAUUCACACUUCCACACCACUUCCAACAAGCCCGAACGAAUCGACCGUAGAGAGCGAUGAAGAAUCGCCCGCGCUGCAGUCCUUUCGCAAGUUAAAUAUUAGCACGAAGCAGUUUAGUCACAGCAACCAAUCACAAUCCAGCAUCGACAACUUGUCCUCCAGCCAAACGCUCCUUUUUUCAUCCAACGCAAGCCGAACGAGCAGCGAUUUUGAAGAUUCCAACGAACUGUUCAAAACAUGCAACAACGACACGAACGACAUCAAUGGUAACAUUCAGUUGGAAGGUAUUCGAAGCUAUGCGGAAACGAUUAAGAAAACGCUGCUCGAUCGUGACCUUUGCGAACUGACUCAGUUUGAUCGUCUUGGCGAACCCGGUGAUUUGGUGCGCCGUCAGGCAGCGUCCGUUAUCAACGCGUACGCUCGAGGCUACCUCACCAGACGCCUUUUCCAAACGGAACGCGUCCAGAAGGUGAUACAGGUGAUUCGCGACACGCUUCUCUUCAUACUGGACCUGCACCACGAAAGUACGGGCCGGCAGCAGAUUCGUAGUCCAGCGGAUUUACAGCUGAAGCGUACGCUCCUUCACCAGCUUACUUCUGCUUGCUAUCAGCUGCACGAGAUAUUUUUGGAUACCGGUUUGCAAAGAAUGGAAAUUAUACGCGCCGAUCGGGAGAACCUGCGGCGCAAGCUGGAGAAUCGACCAUGGACGGCCAGUUCGGAGCGAUCGAUUCGGUCGGGAUCUUCCAGCAAGUCGCAAAAACAAAACAGCUUCCGAAAGCUGCAAAAGUGUUCAUUGUACUCGGUGAACAUUGAAGGUACUCAAUCGUUGGACAAUAACAACGGUCCUGAAGAAGACAACGAAGCGCUGCGCCAUCAGCCAACACCACCACAAGUGCCUGAGUUUCAACCGAGAUCGUUCCGUCCAUCACCGGUCAUUGCGGAAUCGCCACUUAAUCUGUCGGACAACCUCACCAAAGCGGUCGUGACUCGGCUGGUAAACCAGGUCAAAAGUGCUGCCGCAAACCAACAGCUGCGACCCAAAACUAUGGGAGCGACCAAUCGCACCAAAAACAACACCUCUUGGGAACAACGUCAUUUUUAACAAGCCAUUUUACUCUUCUCAAAGUUAGCGUUUAUUGCAUUCUUUAUACAACAUUAGAUAAAAAUACGUACGACAGGGGCCAGUUGGCAAACGAUACAUGAGAAUAAACUUAUUGAAAACGUGAGUCACAAA
Messenger RNA from Culex quinquefasciatus (southern house mosquito), 2318 nucleotides. RefSeq lists its product as uncharacterized. NCBI's taxonomy places the organism in Eukaryota, Metazoa, Arthropoda, Insecta, Diptera, Culicidae. Gene Ontology annotation, molecular function: protein binding. Gene Ontology annotation, cellular component: centriole. Gene Ontology annotation, biological process: centrosome duplication; centriole replication; regulation of cytokinesis. The record is from RefSeq and is a predicted model, not a curated record.